Molecule: messenger RNA, 1155 nt
Organism: Nicotiana attenuata
Lineage: Eukaryota; Viridiplantae; Streptophyta; Magnoliopsida; Solanales; Solanaceae
Exons: 3
Coding region: 1-1155 (384 amino acids)
Biological process (GO): DNA integration
Molecular function (GO): nucleic acid binding
Source: RefSeq, a predicted model, not a curated record
AUGACUUCAAACAUUAACUUGCUGACUGACAUAACUAAAUUGCCUAACACCAAAGGAGGUAAUGUUCAUCUGCCAAAUGGUAAAAUAGUACCAGUUAUGUACCAAGGAAAGUGUAAAAUCACAGGUGGUGAAUCAAUUCAGAAUGUUCUGUGUGUGCCUGACUUCAAAUACAACUUACUAUCAGUCUCAAAAUUGACUAAGGAGUUGUUUUGCUCAGUACUUUUCUUUCCAUCAUUCUGUGUAUUCCAGGACCUAUGCACUGGGAAAGUGAGGGGGAUUGAUAAAGAAAAGGGUGGCCUUUACUUGCUGUUACCAGAUGGAUCAAGUGCAAAUAAGCUCAAACAACAGAUUAGAGGUUGUUUGGCAGAAGAUGCUACAUCAGACAAUAAUGUAUGGCACAGAAGGCUAGGACAUGUACCAGCCAAAGUGAUGAGGCAGCUGGCAUUCAUGAAGAACAAGAUGACUACAGAUUGCAACUUCAAUACAUGCACUAUAUGUCCAUUAGCAAGACAAACUAGGAAACCUUUUCCCCUCAGUACAACUAGAGCAGGAGUAAUUUUUCAUUUAACCACAAUGUUAAAUGCCUUAGAACUGAUAAUGGAGCUGAGUUUUUUUAGCUCUGAGUGUACAACCUUUUUAUCAGAUAAUGGGAUACUUCAUCAAAGUAGUUGCCCACACACUCCACAAAAAAAUGGAGUGGUGGAAAGGAGACAUAGGCAUAUUUUAGAGGUGGCAAGGGCACUAAAGUUCCAAGGUGGUAUACCACUACAUUUCUGGGGAGACUGUAUCCUAGCAGCUGUGUAUCUGAUAAAUAGACUGUCAUCUUCUGUGCUAAGUGGCAAAUCACCAUAUGAGGGCAGUAGCAGCAGUUCAUAUGGGAUAUUCCACAUCUCAAAAGGGAUACAGAUUAUACAGUCUCAAGGACAAGAACUUUUUGUCAGCAGAGAUGUUACAUUUGGAGAGGAUGUGUUCCCAUUCUUGGUGAUGAAAGAAGGAAAAGUACCUCCAUUAUUUUUUGAAGCAACUAGACACUAUGCAACAGAACAACAUGCAGCUCCACAACAACAUACUUCUACUCAGGAAAUGCAAACUCCUAAUCGGGAACUAGAUCAACUACAUGCUGAACAUGAUGCUACAAUACCCCCAGCUGGAUGA